CUUCCACUGUCACCUCCCACACAUCGUCCCCCGUGGUUCCAGCUCCACCAGGAAGGCCAGCAGCUGCCCCAACCCCGCUGCCCAGCCCCGCAGUUCCAGCUGUGCCCCUCUAUGGAUAUGGAGCGAGGGAAAAUGAUCGGGAGUAUGUGGAAAGGAGAGUAGAUUUUAAUUCUCCACUUUUCAAGCCCGAGACUGGAUUCCCAUUUGGGAGAACCCUGCGUGACUCUCUCUACUUUACAGACAAUGGACAAAUCGUUUUCCCAGCCUCGGACAAAGGCAUCUUCACAUAUCCCAACCCUCCUCCCGGCGGCUUCAAUGGCCAUGAGGAGGUUCCCAUGAUCGCUGUAUUUUGGGACAAUGCCGACUUCUCCAGAGGGGUGGGCACCACCUUUUACCAGGAGUUCUCCACCCUCAACACGGCCAAGCCUCCGUUUGUCCGUGACGUGGAAGCGAAGGUUCGGCGGUACAUGAGGUCCUCCUACUCUGCAGCCUGGACCCUGAAAAUCACCUGGGAGAAGGCACCUGUCUAUGCAUCACGGAGUGACACCCGGAAGACGAUCACAUACCAGGCCAUCCUUACCACCGAUGGAUUCAGGUCCUACAUCCUGAUGCUGUACCAGGAUGGAGGGAUGCAAUGGGAUUACACCAGACUCGCUGCCACCAAUGUGCUCAUCGGCUACACCAGUGGGGAUGGCUUUUACUACAACGAUGACCUGAGUAAGAGACCUCCAGCUGUUAAAUAUCGCCCUGACCAGUUCAGGGGCUACAACACAGACCUCCGUGGGUUGUGGAUUUACAAGCUGGAGAGUCGCGUGGGCAUCAACUACCGGCUGAAGUGCCUGGCAUGGACGGGGCAGCAGCAGGAGCCACGGGCAUGGAGCCAGGGCCUGCCCACCUGCCCCUGUUCCCUGCAGCAAGGGCAGCAGGAUCCACGCUUCAAGAGCAGCCGUGGAGGCAAGUGGACAUGCUGCUUCCUCACCCUCCUCGUCCCUGAGCUGUCCCUCCCCACCUUCCCUGCAGGGGUGCCUGGGGUCCCUCCUGGCAGGGUGGGUAGGUGA
This is a messenger RNA of Manacus vitellinus (golden-collared manakin), 1058 nucleotides long. RefSeq names its product mucin-4-like. Lineage: Eukaryota; Metazoa; Chordata; Aves; Passeriformes; Pipridae. The record is from RefSeq and is a predicted model, not a curated record. The transcript is spliced from 7 exons. Gene Ontology annotation, biological process: cell-matrix adhesion. Bases 336 to 1058 code for a protein of 240 amino acids.